Messenger RNA from Salvelinus fontinalis (brook trout), 11562 nucleotides. RefSeq lists its product as uncharacterized. The coding region runs from base 8663 to 9763 and encodes 366 amino acids. NCBI's taxonomy places the organism in Eukaryota, Metazoa, Chordata, Actinopteri, Salmoniformes, Salmonidae. The record is from RefSeq and is a predicted model, not a curated record. The transcript has 11 exons.
UAACGUAAUACUAGAGGUCCGCUGUAAGGUAACAUAAUACUAGAGGUCUGCUGUAAGGUAACGUAAUACUAGAGGUCUGCUGUAAGGUAACAUAAUACUAGAGGUCUGCUGUAACAUAAUACUAGAGGUCUGCUGUAACAUAAUACUAGAGGUCUGCUGUAAGGUAACAUAAUACUAGAUGUCUGCUGUAAGGUAACGUAAUACUAGAGGUCUGCUGUAAGGUAACAUAAUACUAGAGGUCUGCUGUAAGGUAACGUAAUACUAGAGGUCUGCUGUAAGGUAACGUAAUACUAGAGGUCUGCUGUAAGGUAACGUAAUACUAGAGGUCCGCUGUAAGGUAACAUAAUACUAGAGGUCUGCUGUAAGGUAACGUAAUACUAGAGGUCUGCUGUAAGGUAACAUAAUACUAGAGGUCUGCUGUAAGGUAACGUAAUACUAGAGGUCCGCUGUAAGGUAACGUAAUACUAGAGGUCCGCUGUAAAGUAACGUAAUACUAGAGGUCUGCAGUAAGGUAACGUAAUACUAGAGGUCUGCUGUAAGGUAACGUAAUACUAGAGGUCUGCUGUAAGGUAACGUAAUACUAGAGGUCUGCUGUAAGGUAACGUAAUACUAGAGGUCUGCUGUAAGGUAACAUAAUACUAGAGGUCUGCUGUAAGGUAACAUAAUACUAGAGGUCUGCUGUAAGGUAACGUAAUACUAGAGGUCUGCUGUAAGGUAACGUAAUACUAGAGGUCCGCUGUAAGGUAACAUAAUACUAGAGGUCUGCUGUAACAUAAUACUAUAGAUCUGCUGUAAGGUAACAUAAUACUAGAGGUCUGCUGUAACAUAAUACUAGAGGUCUGCUGUAAGAUAACAUAAUACUAGAGGUCUGCUGUAACAUAAUACUAGAGGUCUGCUGUAACAUAAUACUAGAGGUCUGCUGUAAGGUAACAUAAUACUAGAUGUCUGCUGUAAGGUAACAUAAUACUAGAGGUCUGCUGUAAGGUAACAUAAUACUAGAGGUCUGCUGUAAGGUAACGUAAUACUAGAGGUCUGCUGUAAGGUAACGUAAUACUAGAUGUCUGCUGUAAGGUAACGUAAUACUAGAGGUCUGCUGUAAGGUAACGUAAUACUAGAGGUCUGCUGUAAGGUAACGUAAUACUAGAGGUCUGCUGUAAGGUAACGUAAUACUAGAGGUCCGCUGUAAGGUAACGUAAUACUAGAGGUCCGCUGUAAGGUAACGUAAUACUAGAGGUCCGCUGUAAGGUAACGUAAUACUAGAGGUCCGCUGUAAGGUAACAUAAUACUAGAGGUCCGCUGUAAGGUAACGUAAUACUAGAGGUCUGCUGUAAGGUAACGUAAUACUAGAGGUCCGCUGUAAGGUAACGUAAUACUAGAGGUCUGCUGUAAGGUAACGUAAUACUAGAGGUCUGCUGUAAGGUAACGUAAUACUAGAGGUCUGCUGUAAGGUAACAUAAUACUAGAGGUCUGCUGUAACAUAAUACUAUAGAUCUGCUGUAAGGUAACAUAAUACUAGAGGUCUGCUGUAAGGUAACAUAAUACUAGAGGUCUGCUGUAACAUAAUACUAGAGGUCUGCUGUAACAUAAUACUAGAGGUCUGCUGUAAGGUAACGUAAUACUAGAGGUCUGCUGUAAGGUAACAUAAUACUAGAGGUCCGCUGUAAGGUAACAUAAUACUAGAGGUCUGCUGUAAGGUAACAUAAUACUAGAGGUCUGCUGUAAGGUAACAUAAUACUAGAUGUCUGCUGUAAGGUAACGUAAUACUAGAGGUCCGCUGUAAGGUAACAUAAUACUAGAGGUCUGCUGUAAGGUAACAUAAUACUAGAGGUCUGCUGUAAGGUAACAUAAUACUAGAGGUCUGCUGUAAGGUAACAUAAUACUAGAGGUCUGCUGUAAGGUAACAUAAUACUAGAGGUCUGCUGUAAGGUAACAUAAUACUAGAGGUCUGCUGUAAGGUAACAUAAUACUAGAGGUCUGCUGUAAGGUAACAUAAUACUAGAGGUCUGCUGUAAGGUAACAUAAUACUAGAGGUCUGCUGUAAGGUAACAUAAUACUAGAGGUCUGCUGUAAGGUAACAUAAUACUAGAGGUCUGCUGUAAGGUAACGUAAUACUAGAGGUCUGCUGUAAGGUAACGUAAUACUAGAUGUCUGCUGUAAGGUAACGUAAUACUAGAGGUCUGCUGUAAGGUAACGUAAUACUAGAGGUCUGCUGUAAGGUAACGUAAUACUAGAGGUCCGCUGUAAGGUAACGUAAUACUAGAGGUCUGCUGUAAGGUAACGUAAUACUAGAGGUCCGCUGUAAGGUAACGUAAUACUAGAGGUCUGCUGUAAGGUAACGUAAUACUAGAGGUCUGCUGUAAGGUAACGUAAUACUAGAGGUCCGCUGUAAGGUAACGUAAUACUAGAUGUCUGCUGUAAGGUAACGUAAUACUAGAGGUCUGCUGUAAGGUAACGUAAUACUAGAGGUCCGCUGUAAGGUAACAUAAUACUAGAGGUCUGCUGUAAGGUAACGUAAUACUAGAGGUCUGCUGUAAGGUAACGUAAUACUAGAGGUCCGCUGUAAGGUAACGUAAUACUAGAGGUCCGCUGUAAGGUAACGUAAUACUAGAGGUCCGCUGUAAGGUAACGUAAUACUAGAGGUCUGCUGUAAGGUAACGUAAUACUAGAGGUCCGCUGUAAGGUAACGUAAUACUAGAGGUCUGCUGUAAGGUAACGUAAUACUAGAGGUCCGCUGUAAGGUAACGUAAUACUAGAGGUCCGCUGUAAGGUAACGUAAUACUAGAGGUCCGCUGUAAAGUAACGUAAUACUAGAGGUCUGCAGUAAGGUAACGUAAUACUAGAGGUCUGCUGUAAGGUAACAUAAUACUAGAGGUCUGCUGUAAGGUAACGUAAUACUAGAGGUCCGCUGUAAGGUAACGUAAUACUAGAGGUCUGCUGUAAAGUAACGUAAUACUAGAGGUCUGCAGUAAGGUAACGUAAUACUAGAGGUCUGCUGUAAGGUAACAUAAUACUAGAGGUCUGCUGUAAGGUAACGUAAUACUAGAGGUCUGCUGUAAGGUAACGUAAUACUAGAGGUCUGCUGUAAGGUAACGUAAUACUAGAGGUCCGCUGUAAGGUAACAUAAUACUAGAGGUCUGCUGUAACAUAAUACUAGAGGUCUGCAGUAAGGUAACAUAGUACUAGAGGUCUGCUGUAAGGUGGCCUAGUUGUAAUGUGAUUGUGAUGGUGUGUCUUCCUCAUCUCUGCUACAGCCUCACACAGCACUCCCACUCUGCUCUCACCACCGUGACACAGCGCUUUACCCAAUUAUCUGCCACACUGCACCAUCAUCUAACACCUGUGGUGCUAGCCAGGGAGGUAACCGUGUGGUGUGGUCGACCCCACCGUGUGGUUGUGUUGCUUUCCGUUUGAGCCAGUCUGACCUGAAGAUGCAUGUGUGCAGUCUGUUAACGUAUCUAGUUGGUGAUGGGUUGUGGGUAGAUUUCCCUCCUAUACCAACACGGUGCAGUCUAUCAUCAAGUAACUAAUGCAUGGAUUUUUAAGAUAUAAUUUUUUUUGAAGUUGCUUGGCAAGUCGUUCAUCUUUCGAGAGUUGAGCGUACAAGUGGAUGUUGAAGCCAACAUGGCCCUUUCGCUUAAGAAUGGUGUUUUUAUCAUGUUAAGUGGAUAUGCAAACUGUAAAUCUGUACUAAAGACUAAUUUGCAGAGUGAGUAAGGGAGAAACGUCACCUUGCAGAUCUUUCUGUUUUGGUUACAUUUCGCCCCAAAGCUGUUGGUGAAACUGAAAGCCUCAUAGAAGUCAGCUUGGGUUGACUGGCUGGUUAUUCUCCUCUUCACGAAGUAGAUGUUGAUAUUUGUUUCAAAUUGCAUUUUCUAAAUGUCUAUCUUUUUUAGUUUUCUUUGACAUUGAACUGUUUCCACCGCCAGAGAUGUGCACGGUUUGAUUUCUAUGAUGAUUUCAGUUUGGAGGUUUGAUUGGUUGUGGAGUGAUUCUCACAUCGUAAGUUUACACCCACAAGAUACAGUUAGCCUAUAUAAGGUCCUAUGUUAGGCCCUAAGUUCACUCUCAAACGUGGCUCAUACUGCAGCCCUAGUGUUAUCACAACCUAAUUCACCAUUCAUCUACACACUUUAUUAGACUAUCUUAUCUACAAUCCUGCUUCUCUUGUGGUUUAAACUUUAUUUUUUACUAAAAAUACAUUUUAAUUUGUAUGACAAAUGUUUUUCUUCCAUUGGUUACAAAGUGAUUUUGCACUGUAUGGAUCCCAUUUCAUUUCAUUGUGUUUCCGUUGUGGUGUUUUCUUGUUUUCAUCCUAUAGGUGUUCAUACACAUGUUUCUGGCUGCCCCUCUUUUUGUUCCUGCUGCAUGUGUUUACUUCUUGUUAGUUGCAUGCACCGUCUGUCUCCACGCUGUCUGUCUGUCUCUGUCUGUCUGUCUCGACGCUGUCUGUCUGUCUCGACGCUGUCUGUCUGUCUCGACCAGGCCUGGGCAAUUCCAGUCCUAGGGGGCCUGACUGGUGUCACACUUUCCCCCAUCCCUAGCAAACACAGCUGAUUUAAACUAAUAGCAUUCAAAACUGAAGAUCAUGUUUAUGUGAUUAUUGGAGUCAGGUGUGUUAGCUGGGACUGAGGUCAAAGUGUGCCACCAAUCAGACCCCGGGGACUGGAGUUGCCCAGGCCUGGUCUAGACGCUGUCUGUCUCAUCUUCCAAUAGGCCUGCCUUGGUCUUCAGCUCGCCACCGCCCCCCUAUGGAUGGCUAUGCAUAGGCUCCACUCAAAUCAGCAGUCUGUUUUGAGCAUUGGGAAGUAUGGGAACUAGGCUAGUGCUUGUGGUUUGAGUGUGUGUGUGUGUGUGUGUGUGUGGUUUAUGAUGUGCAGGGUUUGGAUGGCUCGUGGUGGCUCACCAUUGCAGGGUUGACAUUUCAUUGUGCUUGUAUAUGCUUGUACAAUAGAGGGUGUGUUUUGUGACAGUGUAGGUUACUGUAUGUAUUGGUAUGGUUUGGGAGGGUUACAAUGGUUCCUACUAAGUUUACAAUGGCUUCUGGGGUCCCAGGCAUGCCUGUUAUAACACUAUUGUGUUACAUGGUAACUCCUUUGUCAAUGCCUGUUUAACCUUGGGAGAAUUAACACACCAGAAAUGGCAUGCCACUAAUACAGAAGUUAUUGAAGGCGGUCACACCCACAUUGUCUAGCUGAGAUACUGUAGUAUUUAACACCUAAUUGGUUUGAAUCUUCGCUGUUUUUGAUUUACCCCAUAUAUAAAAUAAAUAUAUAAUGUAAUGACUCAAAGUAGCCUAUUUCAACAAAUUCGGAGAGCAACCUGAAUAUAAAGUAUUUUCUAACCCUGUAUCUCCAUCAGUUUUAAGAUUGAAGCCUUUCUUUUAUUUGGCUGACAUGUUGCCAACUCAGCCAUCGCAUUGGACAAGAUGUUUUAGCUGCAAGGUGUGGUGUGUGUGACCAAGAGGCUGCAAGGUGUGGGGUGCGUUCUGCUGUGGUGUCAUGUCCCGGUGUGUGUGGGGUUGGCGUUGAACUGCCCUACUGUGUGCACGUGUGUGUGUGUGUGUACAAGGUUACAUGAUGUGGGCGCAUAUCUGUUGGCUGACGAGGAGUGCAGUCUGAUCCAGCAGGUUCACGCCGUCAAUAAUGUAGAGGAGUCUAUCUUCAUGGAGUCUUCUGUCCAGUCCUAUGAGCCCCAGGCCAGGCACAUGGCUCAGGCAGACCUGAAGAGCUCUACGUUUUGGCUAAGGGCAAGCGUGGGGGCAACUGUGUUUGCAGUCCUGGGCUUCGCUAUGUACAGAGCUAUCCUCAAACAACGAUGAUCAAGAUAGACACAGGAUGCAUGAGAUGACCCUUGACCCGCCCCCCACCGCCUAGUCUCUCCCCUUUGACCCCUCACCCCCUCCCUGAAAGAAAACAUGACCUCCAACAUCCCACAAUCCUCUUCCCCCCUUCCCCCUAAAAGAGACAACUACUGAAUGAAACAGAACUUCCAGCCCAUCUGAACCAGCCCUGAUCCCACAUCCACCCUACCGGAGAGGGAACAAACCAGAGAAACCACAUCCACCCUACCGGAGAGAGAACAAACCAGAGAAACCACAUCCACCCUACCGGAGAGGGAACAAACCAGAGAAACCACAUCCACCCUACCGGAGAGAGAACAAACCAGAGAAACCACAUCCACCCUACCGGAGAGAGAACAAACCAGAGAAACCACAUCCACCCUACCGGAGAGGGAACAAACCAGAGAAACCACAUCCACCCUACCGGAGAGGGAACAAACCAGAGAAACCACAUCCACCCUACCGGAGAGGGAACAAACCAGAGAAACCACAUCCACCCUACCGGAGAGGGAACAAACCAGAGAAACCACAUCCACCCUACCGGAGAGGGAACAAACCAGAGAAACCACAUCCACCCUACCGGAGAGGGAACAAACCAGAGAAACCACAUCCACCCUACCGGAGAGGGAACAAACCAGAGAAACCACAUCCACCCUACCGGAGAGGGAACAAACCAGAGAAACCACAUCCACCCUACCGGAGAGGGAACAAACCAGAGAAACCACAUCCACCCUACCAGAGAGGGAACAAACCAGAGAAACCACAUCCACCCUACCGGAGAGGGAACAAACCAGAGAUUGAUUUUAUAUAUUUGAAACAGAAAAAAGCGAGUCAUCUUUUGCAAACUGUGUUUUGUUUUUCUUGGGGGUUUUCUUUGGGGGGGAAAUGUCACCACAAACUCACAUUGUGUAUAUUGAACACCAUCUAAUCAAUCUACUGCAGGCAUUCUGGUAUCGUCUGAUCUGGUCUAGUCGUGGGUUUUUUCUUCUCCAGGUCAGAGGGUAGUAGUUGCUGGUUGUUUUGAAAUCUGUGUAGAACCCGGCCUUUUUUCUCAGGUCAGUAUUAUAGCUAGCUGGUUUGACCCCCAGAGCCCGAGAAAGCAAAGAAGGCAGCCGCAUACAACUCACUACAAAAGGGACUGAAAAUAUUUGUUUAUAGAUGUGUGUGUAUAUAUAAACAUAUAUAUAUUUGCUCGGGUACUUAGAGAAAUACCCAACCAGAUUACGGCGUGAACAAAGCUUGCCAGUGAAUAAAGUGAGCCUACAGGAAUAGCUGCAAAGUCAAAGCCAUUUUUAACGUUGAAAAGGUCAUGGGUUUCGCGCACGCGUUUCAAUUGCUAUUAAUUUAUUAACCUGUAUUCUUUGGUUUAUCUGUUUGGAAUGGUUUGUUCAGCAUUGCACGAAACAGACACACUUCAAGAGGAUAAUGCAUUUAUUUUCCAUGUGUUUUUGUAUAUCUAGUAUUAUCAAAGCCGUUAAUAAUGACAUCCAUCAUUCACUUACUCUGAAAGACAAGACGACAACAUUAUCAUGUCUGUAUCUGCUUUUUCCUCGACUUGUUUUUUUUCUUCUUCCUGUUAUUAAAAUAGCUUUUUUCCUUUCAUAUUAUGAUUAUAUUUUUAUGUUCAACUAUUAUGCCUACAGAUUACACUGUUAUUAACAGCCAUGCAGUGUACCUCUGACUCCCUCCUUGAACCAUGGACGGAACUGUUUAUUCUCAUCAUUGACUUUUCCAAAAUUUACAAUAAAGAACUGUGUGAUCUGAUACAGGUGUCUGCAAUAUGAUUAGGUCCAUUCAUAUAACAUACACAUCAUCCCCCCAAACUGUUCCCUGUCUUUUAGCAGUGUGUCAGAGCAGUGUGUAAUAUUAAUAUGAUUAGAUCCAUUCAUAUAACAUACACAUCAUCCCCCCAAACUGUUCCCUGUCUUUUAGCAGUGUGUAAUAUUAAUAUGAUUUGAUCCAUUCAUAUAACAUACACAUCAUCCCCCCCCAAACUGUUCCCUGUCUUUUAGCAGUGUGUCAGAACAGUGUGUAAUAUUAAUAUGAUUAGAUCCAUUCAUAUAACAUACACAUCAUCCCCCCAAACUGUUCCCUGUCUAUUAGCAGUGUCAGAGCAGUGUGUAAUAUUAAUAUGAUUAGAUCCAUUCAUAUAACAUACACAUCAUCCCCCCCCAAACUGUUCCCUGUCUUUUAGCAGUGUCAGAACAGUGUGUAAUAUUAAUAUGAUUAGAUCCAUUCAUAUAACAUACACAUCAUCCCCCCAAACUGUUCCCUGUCUUUUAGCAGUGUGUCAGAACAGUGUGUAAUAUUAAUAUGAUUAGAUCCAUUCAUAUAACAUACACAUCAUCCCCUCAAACUGUUCCCUGUCUUUUAGCAGUGUGUCAGAACAGUGUGUACGGUUGAAGUCAUCUGAUUUCUUCAAAUCCACCAUACUUACAUUUUCAUUGUACAACAUGUCACUUAAAGUGUAGCCUGCUUUUACUAACAUUGAAUCCUUUGAAGAAUAAUGUACUCUUCAUUGAGCUCAAAAUUCUCAGUGGACAAACACCUAAAAUGUGGGUUCAUAUAAUGGCUAGGCAGGCGCGUAUAGUUCAACACACACAUAGUCAACGUCAACGUGACCUUAAUAUCCCAAACGUUUCUAUACCGAGUGACUGCAAACAAGGGACAAACAAGCCUUUUGUGGGUCAGAAUGGAGAAGUGGGCAGGUGAUGGAGACAGUGAUAUCCCAGUUCUCAGUGAAAGGGGGAAGUCACCCGUCGACUAGUGAUACUGAACAACAACUAAUAACAGGAUUUAGUAUAAGUGUUAACUUCUGAAACGAUGUCAACGGACAGGCAACAGCUGCUUUUCGAGGGCUUCUUGAAGAAAAGGAAAGAUACAAUGAAAAUGAAGUGGUCAACCUAUUGGUUCAGGCUCCAAAACACAACAUUAUUCUUCUACACUAAGAAACAUGGGAGUGCUUCACACCUAAGAGGCCUGUACUACAUCUACACUGUCCAGUCUGUGCGUGAGAUCCAGAGGGAGAAGCGGAAGCACUACGUGUUUGAAAUCACCAUGAAGAAUGGGAAGAGGAAAGUACUGGCUGCAGAGACAGGUGAUCUGAGGAGGGAGUGGAUUGGCCAGCUGUGGAGGGCCAUGCAUCUCUCAGGCCCAGGGGGCACAGACCCAGGCUGCAUACGACAGCAGGAUGUGAGGUCUGAUGACCUGAAGGUCAGAGGUUGCUUCAGCACCUAUAACAGCUCAGAAUGUGACAGCAUGGCGGAACCACUGGGGGUUCAUCGACCCCUCUCUGCACCCCUCAACCCCUCCACCCCUGACAAAGACCUAGACCAGGGGGACAGGAGUACCCACUGCCUCUCUGGCCCCCUCACCCCUGACCAAAAUCUGGAGCACAGGGCUACCCUCUCUCUCUCCCUCACUGACGAGCUCAGUAGGGAGGAAGCCAUAUGCCAGAACACCAUCUCACAUUAUGGAGAGGAGGAUGAGGACAGUGUCCAUAGAUUUAGAAGGAGAUGUGAGGAGGAGAGAGAUGAAGAAGAGGAGGAAGAGUGUAAGGAGGAAGAGGAUCAGUAUGACUUUCUACCAGCCCCCCGGAACUCUGUGUAUCACAUCAACCAAUCAGAUGAAGACUUGACUGAUGGAGAGGACCUCUAUGACUUCCCACUGUCCAAUAAGAGGGCAAGUGACCGCCAAGAUUAUAGCGAGAUGACAGAGAGCAUCUAUGACGUCCCCAGUUCCCUAAUGAGGAGAAUGUCUGAACACACACUUGCAGAGCCUUACCCUGGAGGUGAGAUACUGGUGGAGGACAGGGGCCUCCUGGAUGACAUGAUGGCCAGUCUGGAUGGAGGGACGGUGGGCUGGAUAACAGGUGCUUCUACUGGCUCUGUGGAGCCCUAUGGGCUGGCUCAUCAUGGCUCUUAGGACUGGUAUAUAGUAUAGACUCUGGAUAAUAUAGACUGAAUGAGUUUUCCUCAUUCAAAUUGUUCUAUAAAGCUUGACGCAUUCUGUUAGAGAUUUAAAUAUGUUUACAUUUUAUGAAAAAAAUCUCAUUUGUUAUGAUAUUCUAUUCUAUUGACUUCUCUUUUAAUACAAUCUACUGUCAAGGAAAUACCAUAUUAAAUAACCAACUUUAUACUGUCAAAGUGUUCCACUUAGUAUAUAAUGUGAGGAGAGAGGUACUAUAGUAUUCAGGCAGACCCUAUCCUUCUUUUUUAGGAGGUAGAUCAGCUUCAAUACAUUGUGGCUUCUAUCAAUGUAAUUGUCUGCAUCAUUUCCAAUCCCCCAUGUAUUUUUUUUGUAAAUAUAUACAGUAUAUAUUAUUUUAAAUAUAUAUAUAUUUUAAAUAUAUUUUGCUUCUUUAUUAUUUUCCCCUAACACAACAAUACUUAGGCUUCCACUUCCAGGUUAUACAUACUACAUACAUUUAAUGGAAAAUAUAUUUUACAUUAGUUAUCUUCUGUUUGUUUUUAGUCCCAGCCUUUAGCUACCCUCAACCCCUCCCAUCUAUCUCUGAAGACCAUCCAAUUUAGAUUUUUUUAUUUCACCUUUAUUUAACCAGGUAGGCUAGUUGAGAACAAGUUCUCAUUUGCAACUGUGACCUGGCCAAGAUAAAGCAAAGCAGUUCGACACAUACAACAACACAGAGUUACGCAUGGAAUAAACAAACAUACCAUCAAUAAUGUAGUAAUACAAUACAUUUCUGGCUGCCAUAUAUUUUUCAACUGUGCUGUGAUGUUUCACAAAAGUUCUGAACCUUUCUAUUCUCAUAGUUUCUACAGAUUGUAAAUGAAAGAAAAACACCUUUGCUAAGAUUAUUAUUAUAUUAUUGAUCGAUUGACUAUGACUUUUCAAAUCACCCAGCAGUGCUAUUUGCAGAGUUGGCUCCAAGUAAAUUUGGCAAUUUUUCUGCCAUUUCUGAACCUGCGACCAAAAACAAGCUACAUAUGGACAGCACCAAAACAAAUGAUCCAAUUAUUCUGUCUCUUUGCAGCAAAAUCUGCAGAGCUGGGAUGGUUGUAGCCCCAUAUAUAUAACAUUCUAUUGGUUGCAAGAAUGUUAUAUAAUAUUUUAAAUGGAAAAACUCCGGCGUCGUUUUUUGGUCCUUAAAUGAAACUGGUAUACUUUGUUAUUUAUCACAAUUUUCUUUCGAAAAAUGUUGUUAUUUAAUGCAAGGCCGACAGACAAGUUCCUUACCUUCUCCCCUUUCCACUUGUCCAUUUUUGUGGUAAUGCUGCAAUCAGUUGGUUGUAAUUUUGGAUAGAGCGGACAAUUCCAUAUAUUUUUGUUAACUGCAUGUAUGAAAUAACUCCACCAGUCCUAUUUCUGAUAUAAUUUACAAAGAUUAUACUGUCUUUUUUUUAAAAUCAAUUAGUAUAUUUGAUUUCAACCAUAAUAUUUUUUCUAAUAUUUGUUCGGUCUUUUCUGGUGGAUUAAACUGAAAUUGCAACCAGCUUUCUACUGCUUGUUUUAAAAAUAGCGAUAUUUUGGAGAUGAUUUCAUUUUCAAAUAACCGAAAGUGAGAGGUUGUAAUCUGAAUGAAGGUAAAAAGGCCAUUCUUGAACACGGGGUGAUUCACUCUUACUAAUCUACUAGAGCAGGUAUUCUCAGACUGGGGUACUAUGCGCAAUGCCGUUGGGGGUACGCCAAAUAAAAAUGUGAUUCACAUAAUUUUGUAAAACAUUUUGUUUGUUAUAAUUACAAUAAAAAAAUGUAAAAAAUUA